Molecule: messenger RNA, 1842 nt
Organism: Puma concolor (puma)
Lineage: Eukaryota; Metazoa; Chordata; Mammalia; Carnivora; Felidae
Gene: ELL
Product: elongation factor for RNA polymerase II
Biological process (GO): positive regulation of transcription elongation by RNA polymerase II; snRNA transcription by RNA polymerase II; transcription elongation by RNA polymerase II
Cellular component (GO): transcription elongation factor complex
Molecular function (GO): cis-regulatory region sequence-specific DNA binding
Source: RefSeq, a predicted model, not a curated record
AUGGCGGCGCUGAAGGAGGAUCGGAGCUACGGGCUGUCCUGCGGGCGGGUGAGCGACGGCAGCAAGGUGUCUGUGUUCCACGUGAAGCUUACCGACAGUGCCCUGAGGGCCUUCGAGAGCUACCGCUCCAGCCAGGAUUCUGUUUCACUGAGACCGUCAAUCCGAUUUCAGGGAAGUCAAGGGCACAUCUCCAUCCCCCAGCCUGACUGCCCCACGGAGGCGCGGACCUUCUCCUUCUACCUCUCCAACAUUGGCCGUGACAGCCCCCAGGGCAGCUUUGACUGCAUCCAGCAAUAUGUAUCCAGCCACGGGGAUGUUCACCUGGACUGCCUGGGCAGCAUCCAGGACAAAAUCACGGUGUGUGCCACCGAUGACUCCUACCAGAAAGCACGACAGAGCAUGGCGCAAGCUGAGGAGGAGACACGGAGCCGUGGUGCCAUCGUCAUCAAGCCUGGAGGCCGCUACCUGGGCAAGAAGGUUCAGUUUCGGAAACCAGCUCCGGGGGCCACAGACGCCGUGCCCUCCCGGAAGCGGGCGACGCCAAUCAACCUGGCGAGUGCCAUCAAGAAGAGCAGUGUUGGUGGCAUUAGUGGGGGCAGUGGGGUGUCUCAGAGGCCCUUCCGUGACCGAGUGCUGCACCUCCUGGCGCUGAGGCCCUAUCGGAAGGCCGAGCUGUUGCUACGGCUGCAGAAGGACGGCCUGGCCCAGGCGGACAAGGAUGCGCUGGACGGCCUCCUCCAGCAGGUGGCCAACGUGAAUGCCAAGGAUGGCACAUGCACGCUGAAGGACUGUGUGUAUAAGGAUGUGCAGAAGGACUGGCCUGGCUACUCGGAAGGGGACCAGCAGCUGCUGAAGCGGAUGCUGGUCCGGAAGCUGUGCCAGCCACAGAGUGCAGGUGGCCUCCCCGGAGACCCUGCUGCCUCCAGUCCUCCCAGGGAACAUGGAAGCUCUGCCUCGCCCCCUCAGAAACGACCACAGCCUCCUGAUUUCAUCAGUUCCCUGGCCAACAAGAAACUCAGGAUAUCACAUUUCACCCAGAGAGCUCAGCCUGCCAUCAAUGGGAAGCUGAGUGCACCCCAUGGCCGCGAGGCCCUAUUGCCUACCCCAGGCCCGCUGGCUGGCACAGAUGCCCACCUGCCCCCGCGGUUGGAGCCCCCGAGGGCCCAUGACCCCUUGGCUGACGUCAGCAAUGACCUGGGCCACAGCGGCCGGGACUGUGAUCACGGAGAAGUGGCCACCCCGGCCCCGACUACGCGCCUCGGUUUGCCCCUGCUGACGGACUGUGCCCAGCCCAGCAGGCCCCAUGGCGGCUCAUCGCGCAGCAAAUCCAAGAAGAAGUCCAAGAAGCACAAAGACAAGGAGAGGGCAGCUGAGGACAGGCACCAGGCCCGGUUGCCAGACCACUUACCCAGCCCCCUUGGAGCCCCACCAGAUGCCCCGGGUUUAAAUGGGGCCUGCAACAGCUCGAGCGUCCCCACGUCAACCUCAGAGACCCCCGACUACUUGCUGAAAUAUGCCACCAUUUCCUCCUCGGAGCAGCGCCAGAGCUACAAGAACGACUUUAACGCGGAAUACAGCGAGUACCGCGACCUGCACGCGCGCAUUGAGCAGAUCACACGGCGCUUCACGCAGCUGGACGCCCAGCUCCGGCAGUUGUCCCAGGGCUCCGAGGAAUACGAGACUACUCGCGGGCAGAUUUUGCAGGAAUAUCGAAAAAUCAAAAAGACCAACACCAACUACAGCCAGGAGAAGCACCGCUGCGAGUACCUGCACAGCAAGCUGGCCCACAUCAAGAGGCUCAUCGCCGAGUACGACCAGCGACAGCUGCAGGCCUGGCCCUAG